AUGGAUGGAGAUGGUUCAAAAUGUAUAGAUAAAGUAGAAACAUUAAAAUAUUGGAAAUCUAAUUUUGCAAAAGUGAAUACCGAUGCAUUAUUCAAAGCUGUUGAUAUAGAUAAUAGCGGAACAAUAACACAAGAUGAAUGGAUGGAGUUUUGGCAUGAUGUAAAAAGACAAGGAUAUUCUGAAGAAGAAAUAGAAGAAGAGAUUGAAAAUUUACUAGAAGGUUUUUCAUGGGUUCACUUUGAUAAAAAACGUUGA
Messenger RNA from Ichthyophthirius multifiliis, 255 nucleotides. RefSeq lists its product as hypothetical. Gene Ontology annotation, molecular function: calcium ion binding. Lineage: Eukaryota; Ciliophora; Oligohymenophorea; Hymenostomatida. The transcript has 3 exons. The coding region runs from base 1 to 255 and encodes 84 amino acids. The record is from RefSeq and is a predicted model, not a curated record.